UGUGUGUCCUUCGUCACAACGACGGGGCGUAUUGAUUUAACAACAACUGUAGUUAAUAUAUUCUGGAGGACUGUGAUGAUUGGCAGCAUCGUUUCGAUUGGUGCAGCCUGUUUACCGGCUGCCGAUCAUUUCUUUUCUUCACAACUCAAAAUACCAAUAAAAUUCCCAUUAUUCCCACACCCAUCUGACUUUAUCUCUUUCUGUUCUUCAUCCGACAUUUCUCUUUUAUAAUAUAUAUAUAUAUAUAUGUGUAUAUAUGUGCAUGAAAAUAGUCUUUAUUUUACUAGACAAGGACUGGCUGAGAUAAAAUCUCUAUAACAAAAGAAAAAAACAAUUCCGCCCUACAUAAAAAAUGAACAAAAUAAAAUAUUCUGCAAAGUCAAACCCGUAUCAUUUCUUUGACGUGUUUUAUCGACACGGUAUCGUGUUGGAGAGGUAAUAUCGAUCUUUUAUUUUGGAAGGCUGUAACCGGAAACACGAGUCGAUUGACUCUGAUUACACCUCUCUCACUCUCUCUCCUGCGCUCUCUCUCUCCUCCUCAGUUCUCAUGAAUGUCUCUCGCCCUUCAGAACCUCCCUACUGCCCCCUCUCUCUCUGGCAGCAGCUCAGCAGCUCCUCUCAGUGUCGGAGCAGGUGAUCCGGGAUUUGGGAAGAGGAGAGAAGAGGAGAAAGGACGCGGAGACUUCAGAGCAGCCCCAGCACACACAGCUCCAUCACCUCCAGCAUCAUGCCGAUACCCUGGCUCUGUUUCUGGCUCUUUUCUCUCAUCCUGGGCCAAUCUCGCACUGUGGGCGGAAAAGUGAACAAACACAAGCCGUGGAUAGAGACAUCCUACCAUGGAGUGAUCACAGAGAACAUGGACACGGUCCUGCUGGACCCCCCUCUGGUGGCUCUUGACAAGGACGCUCCAGUUCCCUAUGCUGGAGAGAUCUGCGAUUUCAAGAUCUACGGUCAGGAUGCUCCGUUUAAGGCGGUGGUGUUAAAUCGAACAUCAGGAGAAGGCGUCCUGAAGGCCAGCAGUCCUGUAGACUGUGAGAGCCAGAAAGAAUACACCUUCAUUAUUCAGGCCUACGACUGCGGGUCUGGACCCAACGGUGCAGACUGGAAGAAAUCCCACAAGGCCGUGGUCCACAUCCAGGUGGAUGACGUCAACGAGUUCGCCCCUGUGUUCAGGGAACCACAGUACAAGGCAUCGGUAACGGAGGGGAAAAUCUACGACAGCAUUUUGCAGGUGGAGGCCUGGGACCAGGACUGUUCACCACAGUACAGCCAAAUCUGCAACUAUGAAAUUGUCACUCCUGGGACACCGUUUGCCAUCGACCGCAAUGGUAACAUUAGGAACACGGAGCGGCUGAGCUUCGACAAGCAGCAGAGCUACAAGAUUAUGGUGACAGCCUUCGACUGUGGUCAGAAGAGAGCCAAAGAGGAUGUGGCCGUGCAUAUCGUCGUCAAGCCCGUCUGCAAACCUGGAUGGCAAGGCUGGAACAAGCGUGUGGACUAUGAACCAGGAACUGGGAGCAAGCAGCUGUUUCCCAAGAUGCACCUGGAAACCUGUGGUGGUCCACUGUCCGGCGUGAAGGCCAUGGUGGAGCUGCAGACCAAUCACAUCGGGAAAGGAUGUGACCGUGAAACAUACUCUGAGAAGUCACUGCAAAAACUCUGUGGUGCAGCAUCUGGCAGCACUGACCUCCUGCCUGCCCCGAGUCCUUCCACAAACUGGACGUCAUCUCUGCUGACUGACAGCGGACGAGACAGCGACCUCAUCUACAGGUUCGACGGGCGUCAGGCUGCCAACGUCCCGGAUCACGUAGUCCCCCAGAACCUCACGGAUCAGUUCACCAUAGCAACAUGGAUGAAGCACGGACCCAGUCCAGGACUCCGGGCCGAGAAGGAAACCUUACUGUGUAACUCCGACAAGACCGAGAUGAACCGCCACCACUACUCCCUGUACGUGCACAACUGCCGCCUGGUUUUCCUGCUCAGGAGAGAUUUCACUCAGGUCGACACUUUCAGACCUGCAGAGUUCCACUGGAAACUGGAGCAGAUCUGUGACAAAGAAUGGCACUACUAUGUGAUCAAUGUGGAAUUUCCCGCGGUGACGCUUUUCGUAGACGGCGUGACCUACGAGCCCUACCUGGUGACAGAUGACUGGCCCAUCCAUGCCUCCAAGAUUGAUACACAGCUGACUGUUGGAGCCUGCUGGCAAGGUGGUGAAGUAGCCACCCCCAGGUUCACACAGUAUUUCCGUGGCAGCCUGUCAGGUCUAACAAUUCGCCCAGGCCGCAUUGAAACCCAGAAGGUUAUCUCCUGUUUGCAGGCCUGUAAAGAAGGACUGGACAUCAACUCUCUGGAAAGCCUGGCUAAGGACAUAAAGUUCCACUUCAACCCGGCCCAGUCUGUGCUGGUGGUGGAGGGAGAGGAUGUUGGCAGCAUCAACACAGCCAUGACCAAGGUCUCCUACAUCAACUCUCGACAGUUCCCUACAUCGGGUCUCCGACGGCUGCACAUCACUACCACAGUACAGUGUUUCGGGGAGGACACAUGUCUCUCCAUUCCUGAUGUCAAGGCCGUUGUUAUGGUGCUGCCGCCCAGUGAACCGAGAAUCACAAUUACAGGAUCUAAUCGACUGGUCAGGCCUGCGUCUGACCUGCAGGGACCGCUGGGCGUGGCGCCCUUCAAGGAGCUGCACAUCACCAGCACGGUGAUGAAAGGAGACAGCGUUGGUGGAUUCCAUCGUACAGGUGUGAUGGAGGUGAUGCAUAAUCUGGAUUACUGUGACAUCCUGGUCAUUGGAGAGGAGCUCAGUCCUGACGCAGAAAGUCUGGAGAUUCAUCACAACGCUUUGCUGGGAAAACACCUGGAUGCCACCAACUCCACCUCUGGAAUUUCAAUUUAUGGUGUGGACUCCAUGGCUCACUAUGAGCAGGCACUGAGACAAGUGCGCUACAGGAACUGGCGACCCGCCACCCUGACUGAGAGGAGGUUCAGACUCACCUGCUCUGAACUCAACGGACGCUACACCAGCAACGAGUUUAAUUUGGAGGUCAGCCUUCUCCACCACUCCGCACCUGUGGAGCACGUCAAUCAUCUGGCCUCCCAGCAGCAGUACAUAAGACCUGUCCAUCACCCACUCAUGAUACACACUCUCAACUCACACAUGCCAGGAACAGCACCCCCUGCAGCCACAGUCAUCAUUGUGGUUUGUAUCGCCGCCCUGGUGACCAUCGUGGUCAUCGGCGUAUACAGGAUCCACGCCACACACCAGGAGGGGUCCAGAGAGGAUGAGGAGGAGGUCAAAGAAGCUGACGUGGACUGGGAGAACUCUGCUCUCACCAUCAUCGUCAACCCCAUGGAGAACAUUGCAGGAAACCAGGCUGUGGACGAAGAGGUAAAAGAAGAGAGCCAAGAGGAGGAGGAACAGGGAAUGACAAGCGCUGAGUCAGAAAACAGCGACGAGGACGAUGAGGAGGAGGAGGAGGAGGAGGAGGAGGAAGAGGAAGAGGAUGAGAGAGAUGUGGUGGAAAAGAGGAAGCACGAGGGAAAAUUUGAGUGGGACAGUUCCUCCAGCACCUACUGAUCACUCACACACACCUACAUGUUCAUUAAUAUACCUACAUAUAUGGCACAUUUUUUGCAACUUUGUCUAUUUUGUUCCUUCUCUCUCUCUCUCUCUCUCUCUCUUUCAAAGCGAACAGACACCAACAUCGUGCUGAUAUGACCCUCAUGUCGACUACAGAUACACAACAGAAAACAAAUCGAGAGUAAAUCAUUAGUAAUUUGCCUUAAUUGGAAACAUUGUAAAAAACAGUUCUCAUUUUUGACAAAACAGCUCGCUCUACUGGACAAAGUCUAAAGUACAGCCGCAGCAGCGUCUACCUGUGUUGGCUACAAAUUGAAGAAUAAAAAAUCGAGCACAUAUGCAGAGGUGGACGUUAUUUCCUCGGUUUUAAUUGAAUCAAAAUAGAAACAUUUGAAUAUAUUUAAUAAACAAAUCAAUCACGGUCACGUUUUAGCUAUUAAAAAUUAACUUUAAAUUCUUACCUCCUGCAAAACCAAAAGUAAAACUAAUUUCUCAACAAAUCUGUGUCCAUACGUUAUUCUGAUCAUGUCACUUUAUUCUAAUUGAAAUGCAUUAGUUCUGUUCUCCAAUCAUUUUUGUCAUCAUCUUUGUGCUUCGAUUCAGUGGCCUAGAAACUGCAGAGAUAUGUUCUACACGUGUUACCCACCACUCCUCGUGUUUCCUGACUUAUAUACGGUUUAAUCUAAUUUGCAGCACGAGAUGAGGUCUGUUUUUUUUUUGUUGUUGUUGUUGUUUGUUUGUUUUUCUGUAACCUGAAGCUCACUUGUGUCACUUCUGUCAGUUGCUUAGGUCAAACUGCUGGUAGAAAACAAAAACAAAAAGGUUUGUUUAAGUCAACUGUCAAAUCAAGUCUUUUUCCUUCAGCAGAAACAGUGACGCAGAGAUGUUAGACUGAAUGUUCUUCUUCUUUUAAGCCCAUAGUUAAGAGCCUCUCAUGUGAACUCUUAGGAACUAUCAGUCUCAGAUCUAUCUGUCUUAAUGUCAAAAUGCAAGUCUUCACCCAUAAUGCAUCUGAAUUUCACCUUUUCAUUUUCACAAGUGAUCAAUUGCAAGAGCCGUUGCUUCCUAAUAGUGCUGAGUAGGAGUGUGAAAACAUCAUUCGCUUGGAGUCACAGCACAGAGCAAACCACCACAGAGCAGUGACGCUCCAGCUGCUGAAACAUGUCGUUAAUCUUCUCAGCCCUUGAAUUUCUCAACAUUUGUAUUGUCACCGUCUCACCAGAACUACAGUCUGUAAAAAACAUUCCAUUUAUCACCGCACAGCAUCACCGAGACUGCCCGUGAUUCCAACGUUGUCAUGGAAAGAUGGCAGAGCCGAGUUAGCCAGUUACCUUUUAAGAUUUGACAUUGAUCUGUCCUUGUUGUUGUGGAAUGUCUUACGUCAUUAAAGUAGAGCAAAACUUAGACUUUACGUUAAAGCAAAGAUAACCGUUGGGUUAUACCUCUGUUUUCUGAGACUCUUUGCUGAGCAUUACUGUAAAAAAAAGAAGAAGAAAAAAAGAGGCAGAGCGAAUGUUUGUUUUUGCUGGUGUUAUCAAGUCCACAGUCCUGCACACCUUCGCAAAACCCUGGUCUCUGAUAGCGACUCCAUCACGUGCUACCAUGCUGCAGCUAGCAUAGACAGCAGAGUUUUCUCUCCGUUCAACGAUUUAAGAGAAAAAAAAAACUUUUAUUCAGAGAAAUCAGACUUCACCCGUUUGCUCUUCAUCAUAUGCGUCUCCUGUUGACCUUUCCCUCCCUCCGUUGCCCCUUGAGCACCUGUGAUUGUGAUGUCAUCAUUGUGAAACAACUGCCUUGCCCCUUUUUUGUCAUAUUGUGCUUCUGAAAGAUUUAAGAAAAAAAAAGAAGAAACUUUUACAAAUUACAACACAAACUGUAAAAAAUGUUCAGGACAGUUAUUUUAUAUAUACUUUUACUUUUGGUAAACAAAGUGGUCGGGAUCUCUCUCUCUCUUUCUCUCUCUCUCUCUUUAGUGGUUAUCCCACUGCUUUCUGUAUAUUGACCAAUAAAGACUUGUUUUAGAC
Cynoglossus semilaevis (tongue sole) is the source of this 5604-nucleotide messenger RNA. It is a transcript of the gene clstn2a, whose product is annotated as calsyntenin 2a. Lineage: Eukaryota; Metazoa; Chordata; Actinopteri; Pleuronectiformes; Cynoglossidae. The coding region runs from base 728 to 3577 and encodes 949 amino acids. Gene Ontology annotation, molecular function: calcium ion binding. The transcript has 18 exons. Gene Ontology annotation, biological process: homophilic cell-cell adhesion; positive regulation of synapse assembly; positive regulation of synaptic transmission. Gene Ontology annotation, cellular component: postsynaptic membrane; cell surface. The record is from RefSeq and is a predicted model, not a curated record.